This is a messenger RNA of Ornithorhynchus anatinus (platypus), 3194 nucleotides long. It is a transcript of the gene TMEM64, whose product is annotated as transmembrane protein 64. The record is from RefSeq and is a predicted model, not a curated record. The coding region runs from base 1 to 981 and encodes 326 amino acids. Lineage: Eukaryota; Metazoa; Chordata; Mammalia; Monotremata; Ornithorhynchidae. The transcript has 3 exons.
AUGCGGGGCUCCCAGGGGGCCGAGCCCGCCCAGCUCGGGGGCGGCCGCUGCAGCCUCUGCAGCUCCUGCAGCUCCCGCAGCCUCUGCAGCUCCCGCAGCCUCUGCAGCUCCCGCAGCCCCUGCAGCCCCUGCAGCUCCCGCAGCCCCCGCAGCCCCCGCUGCCUCGGCGUCCUCCGCCCCCCGGGCCCCCGCUGGUGCCGGGGCUUGGUGGCGCUGGGCGCCCUGGCGGGCGCGGGGCUGGGGUCGCUGGCGCUGGCGCGCCCCUCCCUGCGGCCCGUGCUGCUGUGGCUGGAGGGCCUGGACCGGCCGCUGGGCCCGCUGCUCUUCGUGCUGGGCUUCGUGGCCGUGUCGUUCCCCUGCGGCUGGGGCUACCUGGUGCUGAACGUGGCGGCCGGAUACCUGUACGGCUUCGCGGCCGGCGCGGGGCUGAUGGCGGUGGGCGUGCUGCUGGGCACGGCCGUGGCGCACGUGGCCUGCCGGAGGCUGCUGGCCGCCCGGGUGGCCGCCGCCCUGGACGCCAGCCGCAGGCUCGCCGCCCUCGUCCGCGUCCUCCGGGGACACGGGGGCCUCCGGCUCGUCGCCCUCGCCCGCCUCACCCCCAUCCCCUUCGGCCUGCAGAACGCCGUCUUCUCCAUUACAAAUCUAUCGUUACCCAAUUAUCUGAUGGCUUCUUCGGUUGGGCUGCUUCCUACCCAGCUUCUAAAUUCGUACUUGGGAACGACUUUGCGAACAAUGGAAGAUGUCAUUGCAGAGCAGAGUGUUAGCGGAUAUUUUGUUUUUAGUUUACAGAUUGUUAUAAGUAUAGGCCUCAUGUUUUAUGUAGUUCACCGAGCUCAAGUGGAAUUGAACGCAGCCAUUGUAGCUUGUGAAAUGGAACUGAAAACCUCUCUUCUUAAAGGCAGCCAAGCAAACAGCAGUGAUUCUGCGUUCUGCAACAAGAGGACUUUAACGUUUUCCGGAGCGGGAAUCGAUAUUGUAUGAUUCUAGUCAAAAAAACAAAAACAAAAAAUGUUUGUACUUGUAAGACUGACCCUUUGCCAGAUUCCUAAAAUAAUUUUUACAGUGGGCCCAGGCAUGUGUAAAAUUACAGGUUGUAAAGUGGCACAAACCAACUCACUGGUUUUCAAAUUGCACAAUGGAUUACCUUUUUUCUUUUUUUUUUAAAGCCAGGAGCGAUAGUUGUCUAAGUAAAUUUAAAAUGCAGAUGCAAUUUUGGCUGCACCUUCUACCGUUUAUUAUGCCAGUUAUAGCCUGUAGAGCUGCACUUUAGGUUUAUUUUUAUUUUUUGUGUGCCUCUGAACAAGAAAAUAGUUCAGAUUUUUCUGUUCCGCAUCUUUAUUUAAAGAAUGUGAAUAAUUGUAUGCAUCUUUCUUAUUGAGACAGACCAGUAACAAGUAUGCAGAUUAAGGAACAAUGUUCUUGAAUGUGCUUUGCUUUGGAAAUAUUUCCAGAAAUGAUAAACAGUGUUUUUAUAUCUUAUGGGACCAUUUGGUUUUCCCUUUCCUUUUUAUUUUAAAAUACAAACAUUUACUUUUGGUUGAAUGUAUUUUUGUAAAUCAUUGAAUUGUUGCAGGGCCAUUUAUACAUAUUCAAACAAGCUUAAAUCCUACAUUGUGGGAAUGAAGUGCUCUUAAGAUACUAUUUUUAUUUACACUGUGUAAUAUGCAAAGCAAAAGGGAAAUACUAAAAUAGUUAAUGGGUAGUGGCUUGGAUAAAAACAGGUGUCGGGAGAUUAGCGAUCUAAAUUGCAUUACAGUGACAUUACCCUUUCAAGUUCUUUAAUAAAAGGGCUGUUCCAUUGCAAUCCGAUCUAUACCAGUUUAUGUUUUUUGUUAAAAUUACUGAUUCGAGGGCCUUUUUGUUUUGGUUGAAAUGAUAAUACACAAUUAGGCUUUCAGAAUAAGGGGAUGUAUUUUGUGUCUUCCCUUUAAAUUGCUAGGAUUUCCAAUUGUGCAGAUGUGACACAGGUGGCCUUUGCUUUAUAAUGACUUUUUUCCUUUAAAUAAUAAACUUGAGAUCAGCUUUGUAAAUCCACCUAUCAAGGAGGUUUGUCUUUGAGUUUGUGUUUUCAGUUUUAAACCUGAUUAGCUUAGAAAAAGCCCACGUUUUUAAUAUUUUCCCCUGGAAAAAGACUUGUUUUUACGAUUCGGGUGUUCUGAAAUGUGAAAUUGAACUAGAUGUGGGAUGUGGCUUCCUAGGUAUGCAGCACGAAUCUGGUAUAGUGAUGUUCAGCACUUGGAAGUGUAGGUGUGAAACUUUUUUUUUUUUUUUUUUAGCUUUUUGUUGUUUCAUACUGUAGGUCCUGAAGUGUUGUUCCUUUCCCAUCAGGCAUUUACUAGAUGGGGGGAAACUAGUUUGUUUUCAGUAUUUCACAUAAAAUUGUAGUUUUUUCUGAUUAACGAAAAUGCUUGGUUUGGGAUUCUUGUUGCUCGGAAAGAUUCAAGCUUCAUAUCAAAGGGCCUCUGUGGCCUUUUAUUUAGAGGGCAGAAAUGUCCCGUUGACUUAAUCGAGUACGUGUCCUAAAGUACGCCAGAUGGAACUUUGGAGGCAGAGAUUGUGCUAGUCUGAGAUUGGGAUGAAUCAUGUUAAAUCAUGUCCACAGCGUUAAUUUUAAUGACCUUAAUGGGCCAAAUUACCAAGAUGAAAAAUCUCCUGAAGAAAAGACAAUCAGUGAAGAUAUUUUGGGGCAUCUUAAUAUAUAGCAAAUAAUUGACCUCCAAAGGGAUGUUCUUCUAUUUUGGAAUCCUGCUAGAGAAAAAUAUUGGAUCCUUUUUCCCGCUGACUUAGUUUAGAAACGCAUUUUAGUCCACUAGCCCCGUGAACUACCUGAUCUGAAUCUUACCUUACGCUGAUUAAACUGAAGGGAGAGGUUUCUCUGGGGGAUUUGGUUGAUGGGGUUAAUUGAGAAAGGCAUUUAACUUCAAAGAGAAUUGUUUACACCAAUAAUUGCUUGACAGACAUUUCCCAAAUAUGUAUUUUGAACUGCAUUAUUUACACAGCAUUUUGUAACUAGAGUAACUUCACUAAGUGAACACCUUUUUGGUAGUAUUGGAUGAGUUCUUCCAGUUAUUGCAUUUUGCUUGGUACUUGUAAUACUUGUCUACAGGUUAAAGAGAAAUAUACAUUUGAAAGUAACUUUUCUGUAUUCUGCCAAUCAUAAUUUUCUAUAAUAAAUUCACUCAAUUUGCUGAAAA